CAACCGUAUAGUAUAAUAUUGGUACGCGCGACGACGUCACCCGCGCACGUCGCCGCCGCCGUCAGACCCGUGUCUCGUCGUUCAACUCUCCGAUCGCGAAUUUGUUACCUAUUUUACUUCACUUUUCUCUGUCCGCGGGCCAGUAAGUCACACGCGACCGACUAUAAUAAUAACACGUCAUAUUUUAUAUUUCGAUAAAAUAUUAGACAUUGUUAUAAAAUAUACAUCGAUAGUAAUAAUAAUAAAAUCGCCAUCAGUCGGUUAUUAUAAGCAAUUCUGCCGCCAAGUGAAAUAUUUUUAUACCUGUGAAUGUGGUAUAUCGUACUUGCUCUGCACUUUACACGAUUUGUUUCCAAUGGGAUCGCAAUAGUCAUAGCGGUGUUGUUACUGCAGGAACCAUUAUGUUUUCGACUCAAGCCGACCAUGUGAARUCUUCCACACGUUCUUCUAGAAUCGCCCACUUGACGUAUUUGUUCUACUGCAUGUUCCAACUCACCAUUUUGGGAACAGUAGCGUCCAAAAUUGAYGGAGGAUGGGACACGGAGCCGAACACGCAGUACCAUAUACAGACGGACGAGGGGCCCGAAAGGUAUUUCAAGUAUCAAACCAUUAGUGGUCAGUACCGUAAAGAGAGACGACUACAAGAUGGAAGCGUGGUCGGAACGUACGGCUGGGUAGACGCAGACGGGUAUUUGAGGCUUAACGACUACGUAGCCGAUUCGAAGGGAUCAAAGAACGUUUAUGAAAUKAGAGUAACCAUUUACCAUUAUGCAGGUUGUAAACACUUUAAUGUAACGGAUCAACAUUAUACGAAAUAA
Molecule: messenger RNA, 818 nt
Organism: Diuraphis noxia (Russian wheat aphid)
Lineage: Eukaryota; Metazoa; Arthropoda; Insecta; Hemiptera; Aphididae
Cellular component (GO): chitin-based extracellular matrix
Molecular function (GO): structural constituent of chitin-based larval cuticle
Source: RefSeq, a predicted model, not a curated record